Messenger RNA from Cucurbitaria berberidis CBS 394.84, 863 nucleotides. RefSeq lists its product as uncharacterized. The record is from RefSeq and is a predicted model, not a curated record. Bases 85 to 714 code for a protein of 209 amino acids. NCBI's taxonomy places the organism in Eukaryota, Fungi, Ascomycota, Dothideomycetes, Pleosporales, Cucurbitariaceae. The transcript has 2 exons.
GGGCGCGCAAUCAUCUUGUCACGUAUUUGAUAGGAAAGAUAGUCACUAUACAUAGAUUAGCUAAAAGACGUCCAUCCACCCACCAUGGCGCGCCUCCGCGUCUGGCUACGUGACCAUGUGCUCAACUUCCUGCGCGACCCGCACCCGGAGAAACGCAGCAGUUUCCGAAGAAGCAUCAUGAUCUCAGCACCAGUCCCGCUAGGCUCACUAGCAAUUGAUCUAACCUCGGACCCACUCCCAACAACCUCUCCAUCAGUCCAAGACGGGACAGACCCACACUCACCCCGUCAAUCAAGGCCCAUGGGCGCAGACCACAUCAACCCACAAUCUAUUCCAACAACCAUCAUGGAGCACGAGCAGCCACUCGACCUACCUCCGACUUACCUCCCAGAAAUCUCAGAAGUCUCCGAAGAACCGGAAGCCAUACAACACGCAGAAUCCCCCGCGCGCCGGCCAACGAGGAACUUCAGCCGUCGGUUUUCAAGCCGCUUUAGUGCUUUCUCUGGGCAUUCGGUUAGCUCGUACGGAUCAUCCAACGAGGCAAGGAGAAUGAGCCAGAUGAGUGCGGCUAGUAGUACAAUGAGCAAGCCAGAUGCGCUUGGAGACGAAUGGGUGGGAAAUAAACUGAGUCGGAGGUGGAGUGAUAGGAUGGGUGGGGCGUUGGAAAUGUAUGGGAUGCAUACUAGGAACUUCACUCCGUUGGCGAUUGCUUGAGUUUGGGUUGGUGUGGGCGUGGCAAUCUUUUGGGGGGUUAUGCGUGAGGGUUGGGUUUUCUUAAGAUUAGUGAAUAGCUUUACUUGCGCAAUUGGAGAAUCCCACAGAGAUCCCUCUUUAGUUUUGUUUCAAUAUACUUAUUAUGAGCU